Echinops telfairi (small Madagascar hedgehog) is the source of this 1122-nucleotide messenger RNA. It is a transcript of the gene SMIM19, whose product is annotated as small integral membrane protein 19. Bases 111 to 539 code for a protein of 142 amino acids. The record is from RefSeq and is a predicted model, not a curated record. NCBI's taxonomy places the organism in Eukaryota, Metazoa, Chordata, Mammalia, Afrosoricida, Tenrecidae. The transcript has 5 exons.
GAGGUCACUUGUCUCCAAAGAGCCCAGAGUGACACUCCAAGCACAUGACUGGCUCUAUUGGAAAAUCUGCUGGAACAUUAACUUACCAGGAAUGAGCCACUCACGGAGUGAUGGGUGAUGACGGUUCCAUUGACUACACGGUUCACGAAGCCUGGAACGAAGCCACCAAUGUGUACUUGAUAGUCAUCCUUGUUAGUUUUGGUCUCUUCAUGUAUGCCAAGAGGAAUAAAAGAAAAAUUAUGAGGAUAUUCAGCGUCCCACCUACAGCAGAAACUUUGUCAGAACCCAACUUUUAUGACACCAUCAGCAAAAUUCGUUUAAGACAGCAAUUGGAAAUGUAUUCCAUCUGCGUAUUUUCCUUCGCGGAUCAGAGGGAAAUGAAAUGGUUUGCAAAGCAAGUAUUGAGCGAGGGCUUCUGCAAGGCGUUAGGAGGAGCGCAAAGAAAACCAGCAUGGACCAGUGCAGCCAGAGGCUGGGAAUCUGGAAAUAAUACCUCACCAGCAGAGCAUCUGGAUCGAAUAGGAGGGUGUUUCUGGUGAGGGGUGACUCGAUGCUCCUUGGCCCACGGCAUUCAUUCCUCAUCCUCAAUACUCCCUCAGAGGAUGCCACUCAAUUCACUGUCCAUCUGCUGCAACUACAUCUUCCCCCAAAUCUACAUCUCCAGUUAGAUCGAUCCUAUGCACGUGCUUAUAUUGCAUUGUGGGGUCCCAAAGCCAGCUCAGGCUCGACAUGUCCCAAACCAAGUUCAAAAACUCCUCCGUUCCACAUCCGUUCAUCCUCUGUUGGAAGGCACCACUAAGCACAUGCGAGUCAUUUUGACUUUUCCUAACGCAGAUAGGGCUUGACUCUCCCCCUUUCCCUAUCUUUACUGCAACUGUUUCAUCUACUCCUCUGGACCCCGUUGUAUUAGCCUAGCCAGGUGCUCCUGCCUCUAACUUGUUCACCUCAACCCUAUCCUUCAGUAGAUAACAAUGACCCACAGGAAACGAAGUCAAUAAAAAGUUCUUCCAGACGGCAGCCAAGGCCUUGCCAUCUGUGUUAGUGGAUUAGUGUAUCUGUGUACAUUAGAGAAACAAAUCCACAGAAACUCAUGGAUAAGAGUGAGUUUUAUAUAAAGUUUAA